AUGGAGCCAAUGCUCUAUUUGGCCAUCACCUUGGCUACAGUAGUCACCAUCACUGGACUGUUUUCGUUCUAUCAAGAAGCAAAGAGUGGGAACAUCAUGAGCUCGUUCGCCAAUAUGAUUCCGCCGAUGGCACAUGUCAUUCGGGAUGGACGAUUGGUUGACAUAAAGGUCGAAGAAGUCGUACUUGGAGAUGUGGUCGAAGUUGGCGGUGGUGACAAGGUUCCUGCAGACAUUCGAAUUUUUCAAGCCAGAGGUCUCAAGGUAAGUGUUCCAAUACAUGGAGAGAACAGGAAACUGAAAGUUCAAGUUGGGACUGCGAUGAAACGUAGACUCUACCCUGAGAGCGAUUUCAGCUAG
Cooperia oncophora is the source of this 357-nucleotide messenger RNA. Lineage: Eukaryota; Metazoa; Nematoda; Chromadorea; Rhabditida; Trichostrongylidae. The record is from the annotation of a GenBank genome assembly.